GAACUCGAAAACCCACUUGUAUUAAUUAACCAAUCUGAUUACAAAAGAUUUCCCGAUCAGUAAGUCGGAAACUAUGCUUUAAUACAAGAAAUAAGAGCAAAUGAUGCUAUUCUAGAGCUUGAGUAUCGAAAAUCUAACCCUUACAAUGACUUGAAACCUUCUAUUUAUACUAAUGGAGAGCAUGGGCUGCCUCUUGCUGAUUGGCCGUUGUUCCACCGACUUGGUCAUCCAUGCUUCCACUUGCUGAUGUCAUAGUCUGGCAUUAACUGCACCUGGCCACUUGCUGGUUGGCCGUUGUUCGAACGGGAUGUUGGUCCGUACUGAAGAUGCUGUCAAAUUGGCCCAAGUAUGAUAUAUAGCCCGAACCUCGUUCGGUAUGUUUUCUUAUUGGGCCAACCUUUAUUUGGGCCGAACCCCGUUCGGUAUGUCUCCUUACUGGACCUUUUCAUCAUGGAGUGAUGGGCCUGUUACUUGGGCCGGAUGCCUUGGGCCUUCCCGAUAUGGGUAUUGGGCCUCUAGGUCAAUAUCCCAACACAAGUCCCCCACUUCCGAUGUCUCGAAUGAAGUGAGUGCAUCAGGAAGUAUACCAAUGUCAUAAUACCCCGAAUGGCGAUCGGGGUACAGAAGUAAUCAGUUCCCCAUGCUGCGAUUUGACGGCUGCCGCUUCAUUUCCCCAUAUUCAUCAUGAUAACCGUCGUUUAGUCUUUUCAUUAGACGCGUGUCUAGCUUAAAUGCCCCUAGUGAUGUGUCGCUCUCUGAUUGGUUCUCGACACGGCGGUUUCAAGGCUAUAAAUUAGCCCUUAAUUCCUCAAUUCCGGGUUUCGACUCUGCAAUUCCUUGGCCUUCGUUGUUUUCUCUGCAAAUUUCCCCCUGCUUCCCUUGCUCAGGUAACUUCCUAACCUUGGAUUCCCCAUCUUCAUUUCUGGCUUCGAUCGAGAUGAGCUCCACAGAGCAUUCUUCUGAUUCGGAGAUGGCCUCUCAUGGGGAUGACCGUGACACCGCCAUGGUAGAUGCCAUCCCAGUUCCGUUUGCCGGUGUUUCUACCGAGACGGCGACGAAUACCAGGGCUGAGGCGGAGGACCUCCCUAGCACUUCUUCUUCCUCCAGUGAGGAUUCUGACGACACCAAGUCUGAGGACGAAUUGGCCUCUAUGGAGGCCGGACGUCCCAACGAUGUUCCUCGCCAUACUCUUGACCUAAAAUUGAUUAGGGAGAGGAGGCAAAAAUUGACCUCUCACAAUAGGGCCGAAAUUCCGGCCCUUAUCCCUGACCCGGUGGAUUUCCGUUUGCAAGCCGGGCUUCAUCCAAUGCGUCAUAGGCCCGGAAUGACCAUAGUCCACUUUGACUCAAUUAGGGCCGGCCUUAGAUUUCCGCUACACCCUUUCUUUAUUUCUUUCUUCAAUUUCUACGAAAUUGUACCGGCCCAGAUUAUGCCGAACUCUUAUCGAGCAAUGGCGGGUUUCAUUUGUCGUUGCAAAGAUGCCGGCGCCCGACCAACCUUAGAACUCUUCCACCAGUUCUUCAAAGUAGCCCCCCAACAAACCCAUGGCUAUCUGGCCACUAGUGCCCGAACGGGACACAUCCUGUUCAAAGGAAACCCAACUUCGAUCAAAGGGUGGAAAGACCGGUUUUUCUUCGUGUCCAUCCCGGACGGUCUGAUUCCCCGCAAGUGGAAUGCUUUUCCCCGCAAGACCCCUGAUCCUGUCCUGACUGAAGAAAUCUACAAUGACGUGCUCGCUGUGGAGAAGGAUAAAUGCAUGGACAUCAUGAAUUAUCUAACCCCCGAACGACUUAUAACAGCCGGGAUAGGUACUGCCCGUUCUCUUGGGUUUACUUGUUUGAUAAACCAAGUGCCUUGGUCCGGGCGGUCCUUCCCGUGCGAGAAACGUUCCUUUAUUCUUUUUUCUAGUUUCUCACACGCUAGGGCCGCUCGAUACUAACAUUGUUCUUUGCCUUUUUUCAGCACCCAACCCAGAUCUUCCCAUGGAUGAUAGCAGAGUCAUCGCAGCCGGUGGGGGCGGAAAGCGGAAAAAAUCCCGGAAGAACCCCCAACCUACUCCCACCAUUGUUCCUGCUCAGGAGGCUGCCCCUUCUCAACCGCUCCCAGAAUCUCAGCCAAUUCAGCAGGUCCACCAGGAUCAACUAGAGGCCAUGCUGCUUGAUGAUCGGUUCGGUUCUGACCAACUGCACCAAUUUUCCCAGCAUUUCGACUCCGUUCGGGGGGAAUCCUCGAAUGCUGGUGAGACACAUACCGACCACAUUACGGGUCAGGUCGAGCGGAUCUCCCUAUCCGACCCUGUUCAUGAGGUUUUAGAGAGGGCUGGAUCUACUGCGAGCCAGAUCUGGUCUACCUCCUCCUGGUUUAACAACUUUUCCCUCCCUCAGUUGCCGGUCGAGCAAUCUGAGGAAUGUUUGGCUCUGACUGCUCUGAAGGUACGUUGUCUCUUGCGCUUUGUCUUAAUUUUAUUCUCUGUCAUCAGUACUAAUUCUCGAACGGUAUUCUGUAGAUGGGCUUGUACACCCUUCAGAUGCGGGAGGCCCGCCUGGCCAAAGAGCGGGAACUGAUUGUUGCCCAGUCUUCUGCUGAGCAACAUGCUGCUGCUGCCGUCGCCUCUCUGGAGGCCGAACGGAAAACCUUUGCUGAGGAAAAGCAGAGGCUGGAUGCUGAAGUCGGUACCCUUCGGGUCCAACUCGCAGCUUCCCAGGCGAAGAUCCUUGCCGCUGAGGCAGCUCGGGUCAGAUUUGAAGAACUGCCAUCCAGUAUCCCGGACGGUCCCUACGAAGUGAACGUGGAUCUGUCCACCGUCCGGGACAUGUUUAAAUCCUCCGAUGAAUUCUCCCUCAUCAAGGAUGAACAUGCCAGGGCCCAAAUCUCGUUCGCCUUUGGGGCGUAUUUGAAGGAUUUCCCCAAAGGUGCCGGUCGGCUAUCGGCUGGGGUGGCCCUCUUGGAUAAGGACCCGGAGGCCAAGAAAUGGAACGACUCCAUUGUCUCCGAUCUUUAUGGCAAAAUUGGCCAGGUCUUGCUGCGUCCCUUCAUCAUUCAGCUCCAAAAUCAACUGGGGAGACCGGUUCAGGCCUCUGAUCUCCCCACAUAUGACAUCAUCCAGGCGCAGUUCGAGAAAUACCUGCGAGCCCAGCAACGGGAAGCUGAUCGAGCUGCGGGAAAAGAGCCUGAACCCCCAUCUGAUGAUGAUGAGGAUGAGGAUGAAGAGGGAGAUGACAUGGCCCCCAGCCAAUAAUUCAUAUGUACUUUUUCAUUACUUGUUGUAAUUUUCUUUUUCUCUAAAUAGCUUGUACUUCCCGGUCAGUAGAACCGACGAAUAUAUAUCCCUCUUUUAUCUGAAACUUUCUGUGCUGUCUUUUCUGUUUUUAAUGCAUGAUUUACUCGUCAUUCGGGAUUCGGCCUGUUCUGUAGGACUUAGCAAUUUCCUAACUUAUUCCUUUCUCAAAUUGUAAUGCCGUUGAUAGCCGUUCGGGCUUCAUACCAAAUUUUAGGACUUAGCAGUUUUCUCGGUUUUCUUUGCACUUGGACUCCUUCAUAACAUUGAUAGCCGGUCGGGCUUCAAACCAAUUUUUAGGACUUAGCCAUUCUCCUCCAGAUGACCUUUUAUAAUAUUGUCGGCCGGUCGGGCUUCGGGUUGACAUUUAGGCCUUAGCAUUUUUCUUCCAGACCCUUUUAUAAUACUGUCGGCCGGUCGGGCUUCGGGUUGACAUUUAGGCCUUAGCAUUUUUCUAAACAGCAAGCCCCUGUGGCUUUUGCUAAUCCUCUGUAAGCCUGUCCGGGGUACGUGCACAAAAAAUGAAACAUAAAUGCCCCAAUUUUAAUCGUAACCACCAAAUGCCACGUGUUGCUCAUGGAUUAGGGGGUCGUGCGGUGCUUUCCCUAUUUAUAGAGAGGUGCUUCCCCUAAUUCCUCCUGCUGUUUUCUCAUUUUUCUUUCGAGCUUUCUCUCUCUAGAAUUCCUUUUCAUACUCUCAAGCCUUUUCUCUCUAGAAUUCCCAAAUUUCCUCCAGCGGUUUUAUGUACUACUCCUCUAGCUCAGAAUCUGAAGAGAUGCCUUUGAUCCGCAAAUGCAAAACAUCCGCUGGUAACCAGGCCGAAGGCUCUUCGUCCCAAACACCCAAACCUGCCAAUACUCAGGUCAGCAAACAUACCGAACAGCCGCAGGAGGAUGGAUGCCUGUCGGGAGAUGACCUCCAGGUUUACAACAAGGGGAUGCCCGAAUGGCCACCCCGCAUUCCCCUACAUUUCAAUCGCAUACGCAAACACAAACAACGUCUCCCAGAAGAUGUUGAACGGCAACUUAGCCAGUUGUUGCCCCCACCAAGAGAAUACUAUGCCGGAUUCAUUCGGCAUCCUAUGAGGCACAGACCGGGGCACGUGCUAGUGCACCUUGAUGCCCUGACUGCUGGACUUCGGUUCCCUCUCCACUCAUUCAUAGUGGAGUUCUUACGCCGGGUUGCUGUACUGCCCGCUCAGUUCGUGCCCAGCACCUACUGUAUUCUGACAGGCUUCAUUAUCCGGUGCCACGAGUUGAGGAUCACCCCGAGCGUCGAUCUAUUUCUUUAUCAUUACUGCUAUCAGCCCUACUGGACGACUGUGUACUUGAAGCUGGUAGCCCGUUCUGACCGUCAGCUGUUCACAGAGAACGUUACCCCGCAGGCUGACUGGGAAGAGCGGUUUUUGUUCGUUCGGGUAGGUGAUUCUUUGCCAUUCCCGGACCGGUGGAACGCUUAUCCCGUCCGGGAUUCCCUGCCCAGGGUGGAUGCCGUUCUACGCUCCCAGGCUGAGUCUCUGUGAAUGGGAGGGACCAGAAGUCUUCGCAGCUUUGUCACUGCCUCGAGCAUGUUAUCUGCUGGAAUUGGUAAGCAUAGUAGGGUUUUAACCCGAUCAUCCUUCGCUCUCGCAAUUCAACUUUCUUAUUUUUUAUUUCUCUUUCUUGUAGGUGUGAUCUCUCCCAUACCCGUCCGGCGUUCCAUCUCCUCUGCUAAAGGGAAAGAGAAGAUGAUAUCCGAUCGUGAUUCGGCGGAGCAAACCCGAAAAAAGCGCAAAGGAAAUGAUGGCGAUCAUCUGAUCCCGAUCGACCAUGUGGUUGACUUGACCGGGCCGGAGGUUGAGCCCAAAAGAUCAGUACCUGCCAACAAACCAACUCCGGUUCUUACUGCCACACCGAUCGAUGAUCGGAUGUUUGUUGAGUUCUCAAAUAUGGGGCCCAGAUCGGAAGGGAGGUAUCUGUUCGGGUUGAUGCCAUCUUCUAUGUGGUGUCAUACCGCGAUCAAAGUUCCCCCGAGCUUCACUAACUUGACUCACUGGUCGGACCUUUUCGAAGCAGGUCACCAGGAAGCACUCAAGGUACAUUUCAGUCUGACCCAUACCUUUCUAUUACUCAUGCUUUACCUUUUCUGACUUUCAUUGUAACCUUGUUUUCAGGCUGGCGUGUACUAUCACAAAGCCUUUCUCGCUGCUCAGAAGGAGAUGAAAGCCCUGGCCAGUUAUCGGGAUGACGGCCAGGUCCUUCUUUCUGCCGCUCGGAAGUUAGCGACCGACCUCCAGGAGCAGGCCAAAGAGGGUGAGAAAGCAAAAGCUGCCCUGGCCGAGAUGCAGGAGACGUCCCGUCGUCGCGACCGGGAGCUCAAAGAACUCCGGGCCAAGGUGCGGGCUGCUGAAUCUGCUGGCAUUAAAUUUGAUAAGGCUGUCAGAGAUCAUCUGCCCGAACCCUACACGGUCAAUACCUCUCAGAUUGCUCAGCAAUCGGUAGUGGAUUUCCAACGGGGCAAGGCGCUGAACCUCGCUCUGGAGAAUACGGCCCGGCAAUUCCUAGGUCCUCACCUUGGCCAAUUUUUGCGUGAGAGCUCAGAUCCCAUCAAGGCAGGGAUCGACCUCCUGGACAGCACGCCGGAAGGGAAAUCUUUCUUGGAUGUCCUGACCGAGAAAACCGUCAAGCAAAGUCAGGACCUGCUUCUGGAUAGGAAUCUUGAACUGAUCUUAGAGCGUUUCCCCAAGCCGUUCGAUCCUGAUGAACUAGGCUUCGAUGAUCUGUUCGGGAAUACGUAUGAUCGCGUCAUGGAGAAAAGAUCCAAAGCAGCGCCUGACGAUGCAGUGCAGGCAGGGAGCUCUCAGCCUACAUCCUCCCCGAAUGGCGAUCAUCCAUUAGUAUAGCCUUUCCUUAUCUGUUGUCUCCUUUCUUGUAUAUUUGUUUUUGUAUAUUCCGGCUAGUAACGCCGAAGAAUAAACUGGACAUUUUUCCUUUGUCUGUUGCACUUUUUGUAUUCCUUUGAUUUUGUCCACAAUCUUUUCUACAUGGCCGAACCUCACUCGGCUUAUGUAUCUUUAUAUCUGACACCUUUUCCGAACCCGUUUUGAUCCCUUUUCCUGUUCGUGAUGCACGGGUUCAAAACUCUUAGCUGAGGUGAAUUCCUCCAAGCCGUUUUGAUCGUGACCACAGGGUCAAACUCUCGGCUGGGAUAGGGGCUCCCUCCAAACUGUUAACACGUUCGACAUUCGGUCAUCCGGAAUGACUUCACGUGUUAACAAGCUGAGGUGAGACUCUCUUCAUAAUUGUUCUGACACCUUCCCGAACCCGUUUUGAUCUCUUUUCUUGUUCGUGACGCACGGGUUCAAAACUCUUAGCUGAGGUGAAUUCCUCCAAGCCGUUUUGAUCGUGACCACAGGGUCAAACUCU
Messenger RNA from Cuscuta europaea, 6681 nucleotides. NCBI's taxonomy places the organism in Eukaryota, Viridiplantae, Streptophyta, Magnoliopsida, Solanales, Convolvulaceae. The record is from the annotation of a GenBank genome assembly.